Molecule: messenger RNA, 1420 nt
Organism: Dromaius novaehollandiae (emu)
Lineage: Eukaryota; Metazoa; Chordata; Aves; Casuariiformes; Dromaiidae
Gene: PROK2
Product: prokineticin 2
Exons: 3
Coding region: 214-591 (125 amino acids)
Biological process (GO): endothelial cell proliferation
Source: RefSeq, a predicted model, not a curated record
GGGGCGGGCGCGGGGCGGCGCGGCGGAGCGGCGGUGCGCGGCGGUGCUCGGCGGUGCGCGCCCCUGCCCGCUGCCGCGGCGCUGCCAGGGCGGGGGUGACUCACUGCCGUGCAUGGCGGCCCCGAGCUUUAUAACGGCUGGGGCGGCCGCGGCGCCCCGCUCCGCUCCGCUGCGCCGCGCCCGCGGGGAGCGCCGCGCCCGCGCCACGGCACCAUGCGCAGCUUGCGCGCCGCUCCGCCGCCCCUGCCGCCCCUGCCGCCCCUGCCGCCGCUGCCGCUGCUGGUGCUGGCGGUGCUGGCGGUGCUGGUGGCCGCGGGGCACGGCGCCGUCAUCACCGGGGCCUGCGACAGGGACCAGCAGUGCGGAGGGAGGAUGUGCUGCGCCGUCAGCCUGUGGAUCCGGAGCCUGCGGAUGUGCACGCCGAUGGGGAACCUGGGAGAGGAGUGCCACCCCCUGAGCCACCGCGUCCCGUUCCCCGGGCGCAGGAUGCACCACACCUGCCCGUGCCUGCCCGGCCUGGCCUGCGUGCGGAGCUCGCCGAGCAAAUUCAAAUGUUUACCAGACUUCAGGAAAGAAGACGCCUUUUUUUAGCGGGAGCUGUCCUUGGCCGGGAAGAGCCGCUUGGCGUAUUCUUUUUCUCGUUAUUGUGACGGAAAAGGUCCUCACCGGGGGAAGUGCUGUAGUAUCCUUUCCUGCCUCGCCAACAUUACAACCGUACGUGAGAUACUGCGCUGCGACGGCCGAGAUUUUCGGGAGCGACUAGUGAUGAUGGAUGCUUUCAUUUCGGGGUGGCCAAAAUGAGAUUUGCUGAAGCGGUGGCAUUUUCGGAGGGCAGAAGCUGAGUAGUUUCUGACGGGUCUCAUUCUCUUCACGGUUCCAACUUAACCCAGCAUGAAAACAUCCAAGAUUCUUGUCAAUUUUAGAAAAUUGUGGCCACAGUUUUACACUUUGGAAUGCCUAAAUCAAACUGCGAUUUGAAUAAUUACAUAAUGCAAAGCAUAGGAUGAUUGCCAAAAAACCCUGUAUUUACAUUGCAUUUCAAAUCUUUAUUAAUAUAACUGUACUUGUAAGUUAGGCACAUCUCUACAGUAAACAUUUAACCAAUAGAUGUAGUUUUUGCACUUUCAAAAAGUGACAGAUGGAACCAAAGCAUUUCAAUAUUCAAAGCAUUAAAAGAUUUUGUUAUUUUAGUAUUCUAUGAGAAAAAGUUGCUGUUACUUGAUUUGGUGUAAAACUAGCUGAUCAUCUCAAACCAUGUAUUAAAAUGUAGUUUAUAUAUUAAAAAAGGAACUCUGAGGUUUAUUGUAAUGGGCUGCCCGACUUCUUGUACAUGUAUCAAAUUUGCUGUGUAAAAAUUCUGUAUCAGAAUAAUGGCAGUAUAUGAUUUGAUUUAUUUUAAUAUUAUAACAUUAUUUUGUCA